AUGAUCCAUGGGCGCAGUUUGUUUCACAUUGUAGCAAGUCUAAUCAUCCUACAUCUGUCUGGGGCAACAAAAAAAGGAACAGCAGAAAAGCAAACCACUUCAGAAGGGCAGAAACCAGUGCAGUGUGGAACUUGGACAAAAUAUGCAGAAGGAGGCAUCUUCACUUCUCCCAAUUACCCCAACAAGUAUCCUCCUGACAGAGAGUGCAUCUACAUUAUAGAAGCUGCCCCUCGACAAUGUAUUGAGCUACACUUUGAUGAAAAAUAUUCUGUAGAGCCUUCUUGGGAGUGUAAAUUUGAUCACAUUGAAGUGAGAGAUGGACCUUUUGGCUUUUCCCCAGUCAUUGGACGUUUCUGUGGACAGCAAAAUCCACCUAUGAUAAAAUCUAGUGGCAGAUUCCUAUGGAUUAAAUUUUUUGCUGAUGGUGAGCUGGAAUCUAUGGGUUUUUCUGCUCGAUAUAAUUUCACACCUGAUCCGGAAUUUAAGGACCUGGGAGUUUUGAAACCAUUGCCAGUUUGUGAGUUUGAGAUGGGAGGACCUGAAGGAAUUGUGGAAUCUGUGCAAAUUGUGAAGGAAGGAAAAGCUUCUGAUACGGAGGCGGUUGACUGUAAAUGGUACAUCCGAGCACCACCACGAUCCAAGAUCUAUUUACGAUUCUUGGACUAUGAAAUGCAGAAUUCAAAUGAAUGCAAAAGGAAUUUUGUGGCUGUCUAUGAUGGAAGUAGCUCGGUGGAGGAUUUAAAAGCUAAAUUUUGUAGCACUGUUGCUAAUGAUGUGAUGCUGCGUACAGGUCUUGGGGUAAUCCGCAUGUGGGCAGACGAAGGCAGUCGAAGCAGCCGAUUCCAGAUGCUUUUCACAUCUUUCCAAGAACCCCCCUGUGAAGCCAACUCGUUUUUUUGCCAUAGUAAUAUGUGUAUUAAUAAUACAUUGGUCUGCAAUGGACUCCAGAACUGUGUGUAUCCUUGGGAUGAGAACCACUGUAAAGAAAAAAGAAAGGCUAACAUUUUGGACCAACUUACCAAUACCAGUGGGACUAUAAUUGGGGUGACCUCUUGCAUUGUGAUCAUCCUCCUUGUUAUCUCUGUUAUAGUACAGAUCAAACAACCUCGUAAAAAAUUUGUCCAAAGGAAAACAGACUUUGAUCAAACAGUAUUCCAGGAGGUGUUUGAGCCUCCUCAUUAUGAGUUAUGUACUCUUAGAGGGACAGGGGCUGCAGCUGACCUUGCAGAUGUUGCAGAUGACUUUGAAAAUUAUCAUAAACUGCGGAGAUCAUCUUCAAAAUGCAUUCAUGACCAUCACUGUGGAUCACAACUGUCUAGCACUAAGGGCAGUCGUAGUAAUCUCAGCACAAGAGAUGCUUCUAUCUUGACAGAAAUACAACCCCAGCCUGUAAAGCCCCUCAUCCAGCCCAUGAACAGGAGAAAUAUCCUUGUCAUGAAGCAUAGCUACUCACAAGAUGCUGCAGAUGCGUCUGAGAUAGAUGAAAUUGAAGAGGUACCAACUACAAGUCACAGGCUGUCAAGACAUGAUAAAUCUGUCCAGCGGUUCUGCCUCAUUGGGUCUCUAAGCAAACAUGAGUCUGAGUACAACACAACUAGGGUCUAA
Messenger RNA from Emys orbicularis (European pond turtle), 1605 nucleotides. RefSeq names its product neuropilin and tolloid like 1 (gene NETO1). The record is from RefSeq and is a predicted model, not a curated record. Gene Ontology annotation, cellular component: postsynaptic density. Gene Ontology annotation, biological process: positive regulation of excitatory postsynaptic potential. NCBI's taxonomy places the organism in Eukaryota, Metazoa, Chordata, Testudines, Emydidae. The coding region runs from base 1 to 1605 and encodes 534 amino acids. The transcript has 10 exons. Gene Ontology annotation, molecular function: ionotropic glutamate receptor binding.